GGUUCUGCUGCUCGAAUGGACCAUGAGACAGCCAGUGUUAUGAGCUCUAGUAAUAACUAUUCUGUUCCUCGCAGACUGACAAGUCAUCUGGGUACCAAGGUGGAAAUGGUGUAUUCAUUAUUGUCGAUGCUUGGUACUCAUGAUAAAGAUGACAUGUCACGAACAUUGCUAGCAAUGUCUAGCUCCCAAGACAGCUGCAUAGCUAUGCGUCAGUCUGGAUGUCUUCCUCUCCUCAUCCAGCUUUUACAUGGCAAUGAUAAAGACUCUGUGUUGUUAGGAAAUUCCCGUGGUAGUAAAGAGGCCCGUGCCAGAGCCAGCGCAGCACUGCAUAACAUCAUUCACUCCCAGCCUGAUGAUAAGCGAGGCAGACGGGAAAUCCGUGUGCUUCAUCUCUUGGAGCAAAUCCUUGCUUACUGUGAAACGUGUUGGAAAUGGCAGGAGGCACAUGAAGAAGGCAUGGACCAAGACAAAAACCCAAUGCCAGCUCCAGUCGACCAUCAAAUCUGUCCUGCAGUGUGUGUUUUGAUGAAACUUUCAUUUGAUGAAGAACAUAGGCAUGCCAUGAAUGAGCUUGGAGGUUUGCAGACCAUUGCAGAACUGUUGCAAGUGGAUUGUGAAAUGUAUGGACUUACAAAUGACCACUAUAGUGUUACAUUAAGGAGGUAUGCUGGAAUGGCUCUGACAAACUUGACUUUUGGAGAUGUGGCAAACAAGGCUACAUUAUGUUCUAUGAAGGACUGCAUGAGAGCUCUUGUAGCCCAAUUGAAGUCUGAAAGUGAAGACUUGCAGCAG
Phaethon lepturus (White-tailed tropicbird) is the source of this 792-nucleotide messenger RNA. Its product is annotated as adenomatous polyposis coli protein-like. Gene Ontology annotation, cellular component: cytoplasmic microtubule; beta-catenin destruction complex; catenin complex. Gene Ontology annotation, molecular function: beta-catenin binding; gamma-catenin binding; microtubule binding. Gene Ontology annotation, biological process: cell fate specification; negative regulation of microtubule depolymerization; nervous system development. The annotation marks the transcript as partial. Lineage: Eukaryota; Metazoa; Chordata; Aves; Phaethontiformes; Phaethontidae. The record is from RefSeq and is a predicted model, not a curated record. The transcript is spliced from 5 exons.